AACUGCUCUGUAAUUUUCUUCUAGGUUGGCUGGCUCCUCUGGCUGAUGGCAUGUUGAGGCACAUGGGCCAGUGGCAGCGAGGGCAUCUGAUCCAGAGGGGGCCACUCUAGAGGCCAGGCCACCAGCACCAUGGGCCAGUGCGUCACCAAGUGCAAGAAUCCCUCAUCGACCCUGGGCAGCAAGAACGGAGACCGUGACCCCGGCGGCAAGCCACAUAGCAGGCGGAGCGCAGGCCACCGCGAGGAACAGCCACCGGCCUGUGGCAAGCCAGGGGGGGAUAUCCUCGUCAAUGGGACCAAGAAGGCAGAGGCCGCCGCCGAGCCCUGGCAGCUGCCGACGUCCUCUGGAGAUGCUGGGAGGGAGCCCAAGUCCGACACCGAGGAGUCUUCCCUGCAGAGGCUGGAAGAACUGUUCAGGCGCUACAAGGAUGAGCGGGAGGAUGCAAUUUUGGAGGAAGGCAUGGAGCGCUUUUGCAAUGACUUGUGUGUUGACCCCACGGAAUUUCGAGUGCUGCUCUUGGCUUGGAAGUUCCAGGCUGCCACCAUGUGCAAAUUCACCAGGAAGGAGUUUUUUGAUGGCUGCAAAGCAAUAAGUGCAGACAGCAUUGAUGGGAUCUGUGCACGGUUCCCUAGCCUCUUAACGGAAGCCAAACAAGAGGAUAAAUUCAAGGAUCUCUACCGGUUUACAUUUCAGUUUGGUCUGGACUCUGAAGAAGGGCAGCGGUCACUGCAUCGGGAAAUAGCCAUUGCCCUGUGGAAACUAGUCUUUACCCAGAACAACCCUCCAGUAUUGGACCAGUGGCUAAACUUCCUAACUGAGAACCCCUCGGGGAUCAAGGGCAUCUCCCGGGACACUUGGAACAUGUUCCUUAACUUCACUCAGGUGAUUGGGCCUGACCUCAGCAACUACAGUGAAGAUGAGGCCUGGCCAAGUCUCUUCGACACCUUUGUGGAGUGGGAAAUGGAGCGAAGGAAAAGAGAAGGGGAAGGGAGAGGUGCACGCAGCUCAGGGCCCGAGGGCUUGUGUCCCGGGGAGCAGACUUAGUGGCUCUAGCCCAGGAGCAGCAGUAGCAGCAAGGGUCUGCCUGCUGCCCUGCAGCCAACCGAGUAAUUGGACCUUUCUGGAAAUUACUGAAGAUCCAGAUAUUUUCUACUUUACACCUUUCUCUGCCUUGUAUCUGAAAGGGCUCUAAAAUGCUGUAUCAUGUUUUAGGCACUUUCUUCACUUUUUGGUUAUUUUGGUUAUUUCUUUUUGGGGGGUCCCCCAAAAUAUUUGAACCUGGCUACAUGUUGUGUUUUUUGUUUUUUUUUUUUCCUUUAAGCCUUCAGCUAGAAUAAGCCUGCCAUUUCUUGCACAAAUUAGAUUUUUUUGUGGGGGAGGGCAUAGAGCAGGGAGGGGGGGAAUGGGACGGUUAGGUUGAAUUAACAUUACAAGAUGAUACAGUGCCAGAUCUCAGUUUUGCAUAUUCUGUUUUCCAGGGCAGGUCUGUACUGUGUGUAGUGCUGUUUACAAGGUUGAAUUUAGGUUGUAAUAAUUAUUUUAAAAGAUUUACACAGAAUUGAAUAGCAGUGUUAACUGUUAACCAUAUUGCAUUAAUUCCCAGGCGAUUUAAAGCUCUUGGAGAGCCAAGGCCAGCCAAGAGCAUUUGUUGUCUGGUGACAACCCCCUUUUAAGCUAAUUUAUCCGAAACCGUUAUUUUCUUCACUUCUUGCUCAUUCCUUCUUUGACCUAUUGCAUUUCAUGUUGAGUUCAUCCAUCAACAUGCUGCACCUGUCAGUCAAGUGAGCAGUUUUUUUGUUUUUUUAGAACACAUAGUACUGAGAACCACUUAAGCAUUGAAUGCAGAGAAAGCAGUGCUACCUCAGUUUUGCUGGAAGUAGACUUUGAUAGUUUUCUUUUUUUGAUGAAUUUUCUGUAUUUUCAUGUUGUAAGUGAAAAUACUUUUGUUUUGUUUUUUUUUCAUUUGCCUUGGAGCCAAAGUUUCUGUUCCUGGUGGUCGGAAAACUGUGCCUGCCGGCCAACUGACUUGAAGGAAAACUGUGGUAUGGAGCUCUGCUUGAAUUUUUUUUUUUUCCUUUAAAGUUUUUUUGAGUAUCAUCAGCUUACUUGUCUGGCAAGGGCAGAAGCCUGGGACUGGCCUGAACUCUGCCAAACAAAUAUAGAAGUGUAUUUAAUAGUUAAACAUAUGCCCUUUCCCUUCUUGCUGCACCCAUGUUGUCACUUAACCCCCAGGAGUUAUUUAUUAUCUUCUUUGUUAAUGUCAGGCUCAUUUGGGGUAAUGUGAUGACUGUUUAGGUUUACAUGACCCUCCUCUCCUUCCCCUACCCCCAAAUAUGUAUAUAUACAUAUAUAAGAUAUGUAUAUAUUUUACCUAUAUAAAAUAUAUAUAUACACAUAUAUGUAUCUAUAUUCCUUUGUUUCUUUGCCUGCUAAAACUGGCCAUAAAAGAGGGAGCUGCCUUCAAUAUAUAAAGCAUAAGAAGAGUGCCAGGGAACGUCACAAAUGGAGGCUUUUGCAUCUGAAUUUGGACCAUCUUCACUAAAGAGAGGAUGAAUUUUCUCAGCCCUUUCCUCACAAGAGGGAGGCCCAGUUCCCCAGACUCCUCUGCGUGCUUGCUCCAUAAGGCCAGCUUUGGCCAAACUGCCACACAGGAGCUGACUUUGGUCCUACCUGGUUUUAGUAGAGGGUCCUCUUGUUAUUUUUCCAUCUAAAAAAACAUGUCCUCAAAACACUGUACUGGAGGGGUGGGUGGCAGGAACUUGUACAGUUCAGCUCCCAACACUUUGGAACAGAUUGAAAAGGGAAUCUUUUAAAUAAAAACCUAUAUAAUAUUUAUACUCUUGAGGUAAUGAGAGUUUGUCUAUUAAACAUUUGGAGUUUUCUUCCCUAACUACUUCCAUCUGCCUCCCAGGUAUAUGUUUCUCAGCCUGGGCAGGAAUUGCUUAUUUUGAGUUCCUUUAUUAGGAGGAGCCUUAUGGCUCCAGGCUCCCAUCUUCCUAAAGAUGAUUCCCUAAGGAGUUUCUGCAGUCGAUGUUUUUCCAAGACUGACACUGACAUAGGAAACAUACUUGUGGAGUUUGAUUUUUUUCUUUAAGAUCCUAAACCAGGCAGUUGCCCCUUCUAGAGGGGCAGAAGGGAAACUUUAAAAUCAGCCACAGUAAGGUAGCAGUACUGCUGGAAAGCUGAAGAGGGUCUCAGGCCAGAUGUCUGGCUUUGUUCUAGCCUAAGACACAAGCUCCUUGUAUAAAGAGAGUUUCUAGGGGCCCCAGCGGGUUCUGUGGGCUCAACUGUAGUCAGGGUGCCCAGACUGAGGUCUUAAGAGAGACUGCCUUCUCAUCUAGCCAGUCCUGCAACCCCUAGUUUUUCCUGAUUCUAGACUGGGUAGAGGUUGAAAAAGGGAAAAGGUGGGCUGCUCCUAGCCAGGUAAGGCUCUCUUCUGUCUUAAUUACGAGGGUAUAUGGAGAGAAGUGCACAAAAGAGGGAGGCACCGAGGAUCCUGAGGACUCUGGAGGAACUGGAUUCCUUCCCUAGCCUACAAGGUGGCAUUCCAUGCAUUAGGUGUGCUAGAAUGGGUGGAUUUUGUUAACUAUUCCGCCUCCCCACAAAAAGAGCCAGUAAAUUAUUUUUGGUUAUAUUUUUCAUGACCUUUUUGUUACAGAAAUGCAAUUGAGAAACCCAGAAAAGGGAGCAGUUAGGGAAGGACUUAUAGAUUCUAUCCAAGUUGGCGUUCCUGAUGCAAGGAAUUCCAAGCUUCUGUAGUGGCUCUGGGCCAGUGUUUGACUUGACCACAGGAAAAGCAGGUUUUUUUUGCAAAGGGAUCGAAGGUGGGGUGUGUGUAGGGUUUGUAGUCACACUAUUGGGAAAUGAAAGGUCCCUGUUCCUUUUAACCUAGAAAUAGGUUUGCUGUUAAAUGAGCAGUAGUUGUGUGGAAGAGGCCAAAUGCAUGCUCCUCAGGUAAGCCAACGUGCUCCUCACUUUAACAAUGUAAUAUCAGGGUGGUGUAAGAGGGGCAGGAUGUGGAUGCUAUUUUGAAAAUAGGCAAAUAUCUGAGGGUGACUACAAGAAAUUGAGUAUGUAUUGGAAAUUCUUGGUUUUUGGCAAAUGGCUUUGAGUUUGUGGUGUUUCUUUAGGUAUUAGAAAGCUGUAUGAGAUGAAGUGUUGCUUCAUUGAAAUGCUCUUCCCCCAUCUCUGCCAUAUUUGAAUGUAUCAUUAACCCCACCUCCUGCAAUGACACUUUGCUAUGCUUCAGCUGGAUGCCUCAACAGUUUUCCCUCAUCUGUGCCAGUGUGCCCACAUGUGUAAGUUGGGUCCAAGACUCCCUUAUCUACUCUUCUGAUAAGAAAAAUUAGAGCUGGGUGAAGAUCCAAAUUUCACCCAAGCCCAGAGGCCCAAAGAAAUCCCAAUUGGAAAUGUACAAGGCAGUGUUUUCAGUAUUAAACUUCCCUAAGGAAGGCACAAACUAGCCUUCUUGGAAAGGAAGAAGGGAUUAAGCCACAGAGUUUUUAGUCUUUGAUACAGUUCUGAUCUCCCAGAGACUGGUGCCAAAAUUCAGGCCUCAGUGCUGGAGCCUGCAGGGUGUGGAACUCCAUAGUUCACGUGAUGGCCUCAAGUUAUGUACUCUGCCAAACUCCAUCAAACAACGGUGGGAAAUGACUGGGAUAAGGACUUGGGCCUGAAAGUUUAAAAACCAAAACAUCUGUAUUUAGGACUGGUUUGCCACAUUUAAAGACAAGUCUUGAGUGUAGUGAAGCCCAGGAGUAGACCCAAUUAUACAAUUACAAGGGCUGGAGAGAAGCUGCUGCUAGGUUUGUUUUGUUUUAGCUGCCUGCUUUGCGUUCUUGUCUCUUAAUGUUUGCUUAGUGAUGACUUGAACAUCUUGGUAACUGACAAAGGUCUUCCCUUGGUGGGGGGUGGUGGGGGGGGGACUUGAAAAAUCUUGGUAACUGACAAAGGUCUUCCUUUGCGGGGACUCUAGCAGAAACUUGUUUAAACAGCCAAAAGGACUAUUAAAGGUUAUUAAAGUGUGUUAAUUGGGACUCAUUUGAGGACAUAUCUCAUUGAUCCUCCUCCUACUCCAUAAUCUGUUUUCUGAAUCCUAGAGGGGGUUCCCACCCACCCCCUUUCAGAGUUUAUUUCUAUAGUUAGCUGUAUUAUAGCAUAUAUCCAGUUUAACCUGGACUGGGGUCCGUGUUCUAGUGAGGAUCUGCAGGUGUUUUUCCUUACUGAAAAAGAGUUAUGCUUGAGCACUGGUUGCAGAAGCCAAGAUGAUUCAAAUAGCUUUGAGUAACCAUCAGGUUCUGCUUCUGAUUCAGGUGCUGGGGCCUCACAUCCUCCCUAUUCCUCUUGGAAACUAAGCCUGCUUUCACGGAUACCUUCUUCUACCACCCACCUUCCCUUUUUACUACUUACUACACAACAUACUCUUGGAUAUUGCCAAAGGAAGCCAUUCAGCAGAUGCUGUGUCUCUCCCCCACCCCCCAAUUUAUUCUGGGAGAAGUGUCUUCCCUCUGAUUCUGGUCCCCAGCCCGAGUCUGUAAUUAAUUGCUCUUACCUGUUGCACUAAUGAGUAUGAUUCUAGGUUUCAAAGGGGAACUUGAAACAAUAGGCAAAUGGGGGCUUGAAUGAAUUGGUCCUACAGAUACCCUGCCUUAACCCACUGAGGUGAUGAGUCCACUGCUCAUGUGACCCUCCACCUUUGUGGAUUCCUCUUGGUUUCUGACCAGUGUGUCUGUUUCUUGAGGUUGUACAAACUUGUUGACAAAGGUCAAUACUUUUGUUUGUAUUCUCUGCACUGUUGCACUCUCCAAAUGGCCCCUUGAAUAUUUUUAUUAACUUGUUACACACACUUUUGUCUUUGUCUACAUUUUUCUUUUGAUGUUUUUUUUAUUUGGAAGGUUACCUGCUGUUGGAUUUAAUAAAUUUGUUUACUUGA
Molecule: messenger RNA, 5932 nt
Organism: Leptonychotes weddellii (Weddell seal)
Lineage: Eukaryota; Metazoa; Chordata; Mammalia; Carnivora; Phocidae
Source: RefSeq, a predicted model, not a curated record